AUGCCGUACCGCAUCGAGUACGCAUCGUCGGGUAGGUCUGCCUGUAAUGGAGCGUUUCCGUGUGGGAGCAAGUUCAAGAUAGGGAAGGGCGAGAUGCGCAUUGGCGCUUUAGUCACCAAUCAAGACAGACAGUGGUUCAAGUAUCGCCACUGGUGGUGCUGCACUCAAGCAGUCUUCAAGAACAUCAAGAAGGAGAUCGGUGAUGACCCUGCCGACCUGGACGGCUGGGAAGAGCUCAGGGAAGAAGACCAGGACAAAUUUGCUGAAGCCUUUCAGGAUGAGGCGGUCGAUCGCGAAGAAGUACCAGCAGACCUGCGCCUUCAAUGGGACAGGGAGACCAAGUUGAAGGCCAAAGAAGACAGGGCGAAGGCGAGGCAGAAGAAGAGGGAGAAGAAGAUGGCCGAGUGCGAGAAGAAGGGUGUGGACUACGUCUCUAGCGAGAACGAGAGCGAGAGCGAGGAGGAGGAGGAGGAAGAGGCCCCUGUAAAGGAAGAGGCAGAGUCAAGUCAGACUCCCAACAAGAAGAAGGCCCCGGUCAAGAAAGCGCCAGCAAAGAAGGCGCCCGCGAAGCGAGGGCGCAAGUCAAAGGCAAAGAUUGAGUCCGAAGAAGAAGAAGACUCGGAAAUCUCUGAGGAAGAAGAGGAAGACGUCGACCUCGAAAAGGAGAUGGAGGAAGAAAUGGCGGCGGAAGAUUCAGAGGAGGAAGUCAAACCCAGAGGAAAGAAGAGAGGCAGACCUUCGAUGUCUAAGCGAAACGCUCCACCUGCCAGAAAGGCGCGCAAGCCCCCUGUCAAGGAGGAGUCCAGUGGCCUCAGUGAAACCGAGGACGACGAAGACGAAGAGGCUGAAGAAGUCAUGCCGGCGAAGAAAAACAGGCGGGCCAUCAAAGCAGAGGUACCCAAUGAGGUCAAGCCUGCUCCAGCUUCUCGACCGGUCAAAAGUGGAAAUGAUGUAGACAAGGAAGACGGAGCUGCAGCUGCUCAGCCUCGCAAGAGAGGCAGGCCCAAGAAGUCGGACGCUGUAGCGGCUACUGCGCCCAAUGGCACCGAGAAUGGAUCGAAUGGCAAGCAGCGAGCCAAGAAGGUCAAAACGGAAGACUCAGAAGAGGCUCCAGCUCCUCCGUCAGGCCGCAAGUCCGGCCGAGGCAGAGUCAAGAAUGAGCCUACUGAGUAG
This is a messenger RNA of Microstroma glucosiphilum, 1173 nucleotides long. RefSeq lists its product as hypothetical. The record is from RefSeq and is a predicted model, not a curated record. The coding region runs from base 1 to 1173 and encodes 390 amino acids. Lineage: Eukaryota; Fungi; Basidiomycota; Exobasidiomycetes; Microstromatales; Microstromataceae. The transcript has 3 exons. Gene Ontology annotation, molecular function: zinc ion binding; DNA binding.